This is a messenger RNA of Paramuricea clavata, 486 nucleotides long. Lineage: Eukaryota; Metazoa; Cnidaria; Anthozoa; Malacalcyonacea; Plexauridae. The record is from the annotation of a GenBank genome assembly.
AUGAAGGACGAAAUCCAAACGGCGUGUAGAUUCAUUUAUCACAUGUUGAAAAAGAGUUGUAGAUUGACAGAACAACAACUACAACAAUUUACGAACAAAAUGCAAGAUGUUCUAUUUGCCCAUUUUCGCCAUCACUGGCAUCUGGAAAACCCUCAACUGGGAAGCGCUUACCGAUGUAUUCGGAUAAAUCAUAUCAUGGAUCCACUUGUCGUAAAAGCUGCCCAUGAAUGUGGUGUAAAAAUAUCCGAUUUGUCCCUUCCGAAAGAAUUUACGAUAUGGAUUGAUCCGAAUGAAAUCUCAUAUCGUUUUGGGGAAGACGGCUCCAUUAACACAGUGUCAAUAAAAGAGGAAAGAAAUGAAGGCAAUAGCUCGUUUGAAAAUAUGUUUUUGAAUCGUCAGAAGUCGCAUCCUUGUGGUAUGAAACAAAGUAAAGUGAACACAAUGAAUACAAACAUCAUUUCAGUGCCAGAAUGCGUAUCUUCGUAG